Molecule: messenger RNA, 7995 nt
Organism: Symsagittifera roscoffensis
Lineage: Eukaryota; Metazoa; Xenacoelomorpha; Acoela; Convolutidae
Product: golgin subfamily A member 4-like
Exons: 38
Coding region: 371-7903 (2510 amino acids)
Source: RefSeq, a predicted model, not a curated record
CGAAAUAGCCCAGAACGUGUAUUAUAUUCAACGUUCUUGCCAUGUGAAAUACUUGGUCCUGUACCGUACCGUGCGACUUUAAUAAACAAUUUGUGAUUUAUUAACAGCGGUACAAAUUUCCGACAUAAGAAAUCAUAUUUAUGUUCGUUUCAACAAAUACAUUUUUUUUUCUCGUGACCGCAAAGUUAAAGCAUCAAAACUAUGAAGGUUUUUCUUUCAUGGAUUAAUUUUUCCUAGUCCGAAAAUAAGAAAAAACUAUACAGCAGCUACUGCCCUUUUUUGUAAGCUUUUGAAAAAUUCAAAAGAGAUUACACAAAACAAGCCUCCUUUGCCUUAUUAUCGAUAUCGUAAAAAAAACAUAUGUUCUCAAAUGGACAAGACUAAUCAAGCCACGAAUGACGCAGAAGACCCGUUAAAUAAUGAGGAUCCGACUGACCCUAACAGCUCUGGCUCGGGUUUCGCCAGUCGUGCCCGGACUAUCCCCGACUUAUCCCGACUGGGAGGCGACAACACAACUUCGGCAGCUGAUUCAUUCGAGGUGAACGAGAAGAGGAUGCUGGUUGAAGGGGGAGGAGAGGGGGAGGGAGAAGGGGGCAAUGAGUCAUCGGCUGGGAUCCAAUCGGACGCAGAAGACAACGCACAAGGAACAGAACAAUCCCUCUCUGAGAUCGAAGAGGACGUCGAGAUCAGCGACUGCGACAGCCUCGAGUUAGAUCCAGAAGCAGACUCCAGUCGCAUCCAGGGCAGCAGUGGGAAACUGGGAGGGGCCACUGUGUUCCUGGACACAUAUGGGGGAGGAGGGGAGGCGGGGUCACUGACCUGUAGCAGCAGCUGGAAGCGACUGACUGGGAGGGGCAGUAGACGCAUCACAGGCACUAGUUCACGCGGUCAUCGCGAUGCAGAUGAUGACAUCUUGGCAGACGGUGAAGACGGUGAAGGAGACGAAGACGACGACGAAGACGACUAUGAGGAGAGACUGUUGAGAUUGGAAGAGGAGGUGGAGUACUACAAGGGGGCACUGGAGGAGGCACAGGACAGGUUCCACCAGGGGGACAUGCUGUUCAUCAAGGACCUCAAAGAGGAGAACUCCAAGUUGGGAAGAGACCACAGAGUGCUGCAGUAUAAAUACAGGAGAGCUCAAAAAGAACUGGCCGAAAUAGAGAGCGAAAGGGACGCCCUCCUGUCGGAGUUGCAGAAGAACCCCGCCUCCGAGACAGCAGACACCCGACUGCAGGAGAAGAUCAACGGGGGAGGGGGAAGUAUAGUGGGUGCUGGUGGGGAUGGGGAGGGGAGUGACAACUUGAGACGCCGGCUGAAUGAGUCACAGGACGGGAGAAGUAGAUUACAGGAAGAGAACUUGAGACUUCAACAAGAGGUUCAGAGCCUGCAGCAACAGCAACAGUCCUCAAACCCAGCAGCCCAAAUUCAAACCCAGAGUUCGAGCCAGAUUAGUAGUCAAGAGGAUCUCAUUCAUCCAGAUCUAGAUGAAAAGCUACUCACCAGACCAAGGAUUAGAAGGCGUUCCCGCCGAGACAGUGAGUUGGAGGCGCAGGUGGCUAAGCUAGAGAAGGAUCUAGAAGUGAGUAGGCAGAGGGAGGAUGAGAUUACAGAACACCUUCGGGAGGCAGAGGACCACAUCGACCAUCUAGAGGGGCAACUGCAGUUCGUGCAGGAUGAAAAGACUAGACUGCUGGCCAUCAUGGAUGCCCUGAAGGCGGACGACAGAGUCCCUGAAGAGCUAGAAGUGUCCAAUGGGGAGACUGUGAACACACUCAUCGCACGCAUACACGAACUGGAGGACGAGAACCAGAACGUGAGCAGCCAACUGCGUGGCCUGCAGUCAGAGUACGCUCUGCUGGACGAGACUUACCACAACCAGAAGAGACAGUGGGAGGGGGAGGUGGAGGUGAAGGGGAGGGACCUGGAGUUGGUCCACUCCAGACUGGAGGUGUGUGAGAAGGAGAGAGGGGGGCUAAGUGAGACUAAUGAUGUGCUCAAGAACCAACUGUUCCAGCUUGAGAACCAGUGCAGUGCGUAUGGGAAAGAAGUGGAGGAGUUGUACAACAAACUGCAGGACACAGAGUGGCAGCUGAAGGAGUGCUACAGCGAGAUAGCCAAUCUGAAGAUAGACCUCAGUUUCCACAGGAGUAGUGGAUGCCAUGCUGGGUCGGCUUCUGUCAUUGAACAUGUGCACUCCGAGGACUCCGACUCCAACACUGCCCCUGAGAGUCAAGAGGGGGGAGGCGUAGGAGGCGAUAGGGCGGAAGUGACAAGAAGCAGACCAGGAGGAGUAAAAGCAGAACUGGAGAAUGCUCUGUUGGAGGUGAAUCAUAUGAAGCUGGAGAUGGAGAGGCUCAAACACUCCAUGGAUGCGAAGAACAGCGAGCUAGAGGACAAACUGCAGACUAUCUCCAGUCUGGAGUCCAGACUGAGGGAUGCGGACUCGAUUGAGGAGAGACUGAACAAGACCAUCAGUGUGUUGAGGGGAGAGAAGAGUCUGCUCCAGAAAGAGGUGACUCUGUACCGGACGCAGUGUUCUAAACUGACUGAGGUGAAGGAGGAGAACAGUGAGUUGAACGCACACGUGGCCAACCUCAAAGUCCUCCUCAUAGAAAAGACAACCGAACAGAACAACUCAUUUGCUGCAGCCAAUAAAAAACACAGUUUGGGUGCCAGCUCUGUAAACACAAACAACCUCGCUUCAGUAGAGACCACUUCAAACAAUUCCCAGUCAGUCAAAAACCCAGUCGAGAGUCAAACCCAGAACCCUCAAAUGCUCCCCAGCCAGACUAACAAACGGUCAAGUUUACCCGCGGGCAGCAGUGGAAACAAAACCCAUUUAACCCCACUGGUUGGUACACGAGUAACUACAAGCAACGAGUCGUCUACGAGACGAGAAGGCGCCACCAGUUCGGGAGCCGAAACGAGAAGAAGCGCGAAUUUGUCGUUUUCGGCGGACGAAGAAACGAGAGCAGCCGAGCAUGAUGGUCAGAGCGAGGAGCAUGUGUUAUCACCACCGCAUAGUGCUUUUGCAGAGACACAAAAUCCGAAUGGUCAACACUUUGCUGAUGAUGGAGCAAUCAGCAGCAGCGCAGCAAACUCAUCGGACCAAUUGGGAACAGCAGAAGAUGCACUGAAUAGAAUGGACAGACUAAUCCAGGGUACUAAUGACUCACAACACUCCAAGGGGGCAAAAUACCCCGCAGCUAUGCCUGCUGGCAGUGUCGUGAGUGAGAUGCAGGAGAAGUAUGAACAGAUGGUGAACAAAUACGAAGUGGAGAGGAAGAAGACUGAACAAGACGUCUCCGACCUUGAGAACAUUCUCAGAGAGGUAGAGGAGGAGAAAGAGAAGGUGGAAAAGCGGCUGAAGUUUGAGAAGGAGAGCUGUGAGUUCCACCACAAGAUGCAGCAGAAGACAUGGCACAAGGACAAGAAGAUGCUGGAAAACAAAAUUGCCGAUCUAGAGGCAAAGAUGUCUUCAAUGGAGAGUAAGAGACGUGUUGUCCUGCCCCCUCUCAGUCGAGAAGUGACCCCUCCCUCUCUGGUAUUGGACUCCCCCACUCGCACCCACUCUGAUCCCAACAGUGCCGAUGAGAGAGAGGAUCCAGACAGCGAAAUACUUGUGCAACGACUAGCUCCUCUCACUAUCCCCUCCUCCGUGUCCAGUAAAUCCCCCAACCAGCAACAGCCAGUGCCCUCUUCCCUCCUCCUGUCUGCCCCUGGAUCCAGACAAGGGUCCAGAGCAGCCUCGCCCAACUUCCUACCCAAGCGGAUGGUGGUCGCAGGACCAAGCGGUGGGGAGGGGAAGUGCUGGGAGAGACAGGACCUGGAGUUGCACUGUGCCCACUUGGAGAGUGAGAUUGACAGGUUGGAGAAUGACUCGGACAUGUACAGGGCACAGGUGGAUGAGCUCAACUUCAAGGUCGAACAGCUGGAUGAGGCGAUCAUGAAGCAGAAACGGAGCAACGAACUGGUUGAGAAGGAGCGUGAACAACUGCAGCAGCGCUUCGUGAAAUCUUUGAGGGAGAGGAGUGACCAGGACGUGGCCUUCAGGGCGGAGAGACAGCAGUGGGCGUGUGAGAAGGAGAAGCUGAUGCUGAAGUUGGAGGAGGUGCAGAGGGCGAGGAGUGCCGAACACAGGAAGAUUGAACAGGAAAUGUGUGAAGUGGGUGUGAGGCUGCGGGAGUCUGAGAAGGAGAAGAUGAAACUGCAGUUCGAGUUAGAAAAGGUGAAACAAGAAUUAGAAGCAGUGAUGUCAUCUGUUCAGUCUCAUCAGGCUGCUACUCUAUCCGACGGAGCAGAAUCAGCCGACGAACUAGAGAUAUCGCACUCAACGACUUCAAAAUCAGAGCGCCGUAGUGGAGAGAAAUUAAAGGAGCUGGAACGAGAAUAUUUGGAGACUCAAUCUAUGGUGGACAAACUAGAGAGUGAGAUCGGCCAGUUGCGGGGUGACCGGGAGAGUCUGCGGCGGGAGUUGAGUGAGAAGGAGACGGAGAACCUCUGCUGGAGGGAAUGGAAGGAGUCGGAGGCCACCAAGACACUCAAGGAAAGGGAGAACAAAUUCCUUCAAGAGAAGGAAUCGAUUCUUCACGAAUUGACAGAGUGUCAGACGCAGAUCUCGUUCCUGAAGGGAAAAUUGGCCGAACAAGUGUCGGGAGGGGAGUUGGCGGGCAAAUUCCACGAGUGGAUGGGGGAGGUGAACAAACUACACGAGAGAUACAGGGCACGCGAGAACGACGAGAAGAGCAUGCUUCAGCAAACCAAACUGCAACUGAGGACUAACCAGCAACAGUGGGAGGAGAAAGAGAGAGAGCUGAAGAAACAACUGGCCAUUCUGCAGUGUGAACUGAAAGAAAUGAAGAAGAUGAAUGAAGAGAGGCAAAAUAGAGAUAGUGAAACUAUUGAGAACUUGAAACAGGAGGUCAAGGACGUAAAGGAAAAGUUGGCGGAAAGAACUAAAGCCGAGGAGAAACUCAUCAAAAAGACCAAAGAACAGGAAAAAGAAAUUUGCAAACUAAAGAAAGAGGAAUCAUCUCUCCUCGUGAAGUUGAGUGAGCAAGAGAAACUGAGCAAGAAAGUUCUAGAAGGAGUGAAGAGUAAGUUCGAACUGUUUCUGGAGCAGUGCAGAAGGAACUUCCACGAGUCCAGACUGCAGUAUGAGUCAGAGAUAGUCACCAGCAAACAUCUCAUUGGUCAACUGCAGGCCGAAAAAGUGGACCUAGAACGUCAGCUGGAUACCAAAUCAGCCCUGCUUCAAGAAGCCCAGAGAAACAUCGAGGAGAACCGGGCCAGGAUGAUGGCACUCCAGCGAGAGUCCAGGAACAAACAGGAGUCCCUGGACACGUGUACACAACAGUUGAGUAAACUGGAGUUCGAACUGCAGAGGAAGCAGCAGGAGAGUCUGCAGCUGCACCAGAAGUUGAUGGCAGAGCAGAGACGGGUGGUGGAUAUCUUCAACAGACACACCAACACCCUCAAGAUAUACCAGAAACAGAACCGCAACAGUCGAAACAUUGAGAACUGGGACCACCAGCCUCCCUCAUCCCUCCUACUCCACUCCUCCACAUCUGACCCCAACAUGCUGGACGUGGUGGGGGAGCUGCGGAUAGUGAAUGAGGAACUGAUGGUGUCGAUGGAGAAGAGUCAGAAUGCGAGGAAGGGGGAGGUGGGGGUGCUGGAGGAACAGAUCGCCAGUCUGAAGGAGGAGAAGUUGAGGCAAAAGCAGAACUUGAUGACCAGGAUCAACGAGCUGGAGGGCCAAUUGCGUAAUGUGGACUUGGUGCAUGAGCAGCUGAAGACGGCCAUUGAGGGCUGUUCGAAGCAGCAGCGACUGUGGCAGAGUGAGAAGCAGGAGUUGAUGAAGAAGAAUGCCGAGUUGGAUCUGACCAAGUUCUCAGACAGGUCCAAGAUAUACGAACUGCAGAUUGAGACCAACAGACUCAAGAGGUUAACAGACAUUGGUUCCGAAAAGGGGUCCAAGAUGUCCGGACUGGAAGCCUAUGCUUUUGAGAAACAAGAUGACCCAAAUGCUACACAAUUUGAUGAUAAAGAGUUGGCCAAGGUGGAGCAGGAUUUGGAGAACCUUAUGGAAAGUUUCCUCGAACUCAGCAUUUCCAAAAGGAAGCAUGAUUCGAGUGAGACUAGUUCUCUGUUGAGUCGGGUGGACAGUAAGAAGCUGCAGAAGAGCAAGUCCCUCGACACAGACACAGACCCCCUCUUCACUCCUGCUAGUGCCACAUAUGCAAUCAACAUAGACACACCCCACAACAACAACAGCGACAAUCUAUCCGAAACACAGAGCUACUUCAAGUACCCUAGUCUGAGUGGGUCUGAAAGGGAGAGGGAUGGGGGCAGUAGUUGUUCAUCCUCACUUCCAGCGGGAGGGGGUAACAAGUACCAGAAGAAACAGAAGUCAGUUUUCCACAACAGCCUAUCAGACAGACACAAAAUGAAGGUGAUCCAUCGCAGCAACACCAACCCCCUCAACCACCAACUGGAGGAACACGACAUCCGGCUAGAGGGGACCUCGGAACAGCGAGGCAGUGAGUCAGAUAUAAACCAGCCCACUACGUCUUCCUCCUUAGAUCGCAGGAUGUAUCUGGGCAUAGGGGGAGGGGCACGAGGGGGUGUGUCUUCAUCCCCGAGACAUUCGACGGCGAGUACAGUGUCUUCGGGGCGUACUCACUCGUCGUCGCAGCAGUCGCAAAAGAAAAGACAUCAUAUAUUCUCCUUUUUUAAGGAGUCAAACACCAAAAAAGAUCGCUUGAAGAAUGACCAGACAAUGACUCUCGGUAACACACGUUCAGCAUCCACUUCUUACCAUCCGGAGACAUCUCAUAUGACGUCAUCAAACACAGCUCAUGAACUAUCCUCCUCCACUGACCCCCCACCCACUCCAGUUACCCCCCAGACCCCGGACAGAACAGGGGGGAGUAUUUUCAAUGUGAGGAACAGUGACUGUUCCCUGUCUAUAGCUGGAUCCUGGAAGGAUAAUGACAGCACGUGUAAGACAUUGGACUAUCCUGUGACUCACAAAGAACACAAGUUGAAGAUCACACAGAGCGAAACAUCAAUAGGAAUCAGCAGUGGAUACAUCCAGGAAAAUCCAGCCACUCCUGCGACCACUUCGCCUGCUUCUACGAUGUCGGUUCCAAGAAGAAAGAAACGAAGCAACAAUAACAACAAUAGUAACAACAGCUCAACUUUGAACAAAUUCACAAACCUGAUUCGAUCCAGGUCAAGGUCACAUGAGAAGCAGCUGUCCGAACAGUGCGAGGAUUAUCAGGAGAAGCAGCUGGUCCCGUCCAGCGUCGAGGCCAGGAAGAACUCGGGCACAAUCGAUUCGGAUACAAUGGGAGGCGCAGAGAGGAAGUGGUUCUUCACUUUGGGACGCAGGAAGAAAAGCAAGACUCCUUCUGAUGGGAAUGAAAGUGACAGUGACAAUAGGAAGAGAGCAUCUAGCAGUUCAUCAGCACCAGUAGAUAAUCAGACGGACAAAGAGUCAAGUCUGUUGACGUCCCAAGGCUCGACAGGGUCUCUCGAAGCAACUUUAGCCCAAGCAGCACGUCUUGUAACCGAAGAACUCGGCACCCUAAUAACCGAGGCCUCUGAUUUCGAAGUCUCAACUGACAAACCCUCAUCAUCGUUCGACGCAACCGAGAGCUCUUCGAGAAAUUCGAGACGCAGUGGCGAGUCAAGAGUCACUUCAAAAGACGAGAGCAAAGGAAUGUCGGCUAUCGAGAGAGCAAAAAGAGCUCUGAGCCCCAGAAGGAGCGGGGAAGAAAUGGGCAAUGAUCUUUCAGUUUCAGAGAGGUCAGGGGUCAAAUUGAGACCAAGGGCUUCAAGUCCAAUGCCGAGACCGAUUUCAACAAACUCAGUCAAAUUUCCUCCUCCAGUCAAGUAAAAAAGAUAGAGAAGCUUCACAUUUUUGAAAAACUAUUAAAUUUCUAGGAGUCUUUGUAUUUAUCACUUUAAAUGCUUUUGAAAAACAAAUUA